UUCUUUUCGAAUUGUUAAGCAAACAUCAGCCACUUUCUAUAGACAUAGUAUAUCCAAUCAAAUAGAUCAAUAAUGGCAACAGUCGAUCUAAUCAUAGCCGCCGUUCAGGCUAUCUUGCAAGUCAUGACGGUCGUCUUCUUUGGCUUUAUCCUUACAAAGAGAGGGUAUUUUGAUAUGCCAAAGCAAAAGUGGCUGUCAAGACUGAAUCUCGUCUUUUUUACUCCUUGCCUCCUGUUUUCAAAUGUGGCCUCGAUUAUCUCAGUUGAAAAGCUUAUCGCGUUUUGGCCAAUCCCGGUAUUCUAUGCCGUCUUUAUCGUCAUAUCUUACAUAGCCAGCCAAACUACCACUCGGAUCAUGGGCAUGGAUGCUGGUUACAGGCGAUUUGUGCUCGCCUGCGUUCUAUUUUCGAACACAAAUUCUUUGCCUAUCGCCAUUAUCUCCAGUUUGGCUGUCUCGGAAGCCGCACAUAUUCUAUUCUGGACAGAAGGUGACACACCAGAAACUGUAGCUGCCAGAGGUAUUUCUUAUACUCUGUUCUUUGCUAUCUUUGGUAAUCUGGUUCGCUGGUCUUAUGGGUACAAUCUCUUGCCUAGAAUUCUUCGCCCAAACCACCGUACACCAAGCACAGCCACUCUUGCUAUCCAGAACGAGGACCGAAAUGGAGCAGGAUCAGUAUUAGGAAAAAAGAAUUCCAAAUAUGAUGCCAAUGACGACAAUAGCAAUGAAAGAACCGGCUUACUAUCCAACUCAAUCAACAUCCAACAACAAAAUGUUUCUGGCUUUGAUCGAUUUGACAGCUUUAUGUCGCCUCCUCUCUAUGCAGCCAUGCUUGCACUUAUCGUUGGCCUGACUCCUCUCAAACCACUUUUGUAUGCAAAGGACUCUUUCCUCUACCCUUCUUUCACAAAGGCAAUCGAGACCUGUGGAAAGGCAGCCGUGCCUCUGAUCCUGACCUGCUUGGGUGCUCAGCUUACCUGCAUCUCAGAAACUCAGCAUGAAACCUCGCCCGCAAUGAAAAAGCCUGUGGCAACGGCAAUUGGAGUGAGAAUGGUACUGAUGCCACUGCUGGUUAUCCCGGUCGUUGUGUUGUUUGUACUCUACGGAGCCCAGUGGUCCUCGCUCGCCAAGGACCCGGUGUUUAUUAUCAUGAUGAUCGUCUUGCCCAGCACUCCUACAGCAAUCAACCUUGUCCAGAUCACGCAGGUUAACAAUAUAUUUGAAGAAGAGAUGCUUCAUAUGCUUUUCUGGAGUUAUGGGGUUGUCUGUGUACCAGUCUGUACAGUGCUCGUAUUUGCUGCCCUCAACAUUGUGGACAGACUUCUUUAGAAAUUUAUAUAUAUAUAUCUUUAUUUCUAUCAUGUAAAUAAUACAUACAUACAUUCCCCACAAUUAACUAACUAACUAUCUAUCUAGUUAUCUAUCUUUUACACACUCACAAAAUCAUACCUCUUUUACUUUAUUAAGAAUAUUCAUACACAUAUAUCUACCUAUCCCUUUUUUAUUUUAACAAUUUGUUAAUAAAAUAUUAUUAUUAUUAUUAUUUUACUUAUUUUU
Molecule: messenger RNA, 1554 nt
Organism: Phycomyces blakesleeanus NRRL 1555(-)
Lineage: Eukaryota; Fungi; Mucoromycota; Mucoromycetes; Mucorales; Phycomycetaceae
Exons: 6
Coding region: 73-1326 (417 amino acids)
Biological process (GO): transmembrane transport
Cellular component (GO): membrane; endoplasmic reticulum
Source: RefSeq, a predicted model, not a curated record